AUGAUUAAAACAAGUAUAAUUUUACUAUAUGUUAUUUCAUCUUACUUAAUGAUCGGAAUCGUUAGUAGUUCACCACCUGUCACAACGUCUUCAAAUACAAAUUCAACUGUUGCCAUACCACAUUUUCCUAUUACUCUUACAUUUUCUCAUGUAUCAAAUGUUUUUGGAAUUUGUUUAUGGAUUCUCCUAGGAAUUUUAGCAAAAAUUGUUUUUCAUUUAUCACCUGGUUUAACAGAAAAAUUUCCCGAAAACUGUAUGCUAAUAAUAUUAGGGUUAAUUGUCGGUAUUCUAUUAUUUGUCACUCAUCUUGAACAGGAAAAACGAAUCUAUAUUUUGAAUUCGGAUACAUUUUUUCUCUUUUUAUUACCGCCAAUUGUUCUUGAAACGGGUUACUUCAUGCCAAAAAGGGCAUUCUUUGAUAAUAUUGGUACAAUUCUACUGUUAGCUGUUUUAAAUAAGUUAUUCAACACAAUGUGUAUCGGUUUAACAUUAUGGGGUUUUGCUCACACGUCUUUAUUUGGUGGAACACCAUUUAACUUAUUAGAAUGUUUAUUAUUCGCAUCUUUCAUAACGGCUGUUGAUCCCAUAGCUGUUCUGGCUACUUUUGUUGAAAUUCGUGUUAAUGAUACAUUGUACAUAGUCGUUUUUGGUGAAUCAUUGCUAAAUGAUGCUGUGUCUAUCGUUUUGUAUCGUAUGUUUGAAAACUUUUUAAAAAUUGGUCAAAAACAAUUAGUACCAAUGGAUUUUUUUUUGGGAUUUCUCUCGUUUUUUGUUGUUACAAUUGGUGGUACAUUGAUCGGUCUAGUAUUUGGAUUUAUUGCGUGUUUUACGACAAAAUUUACUAUACGUACACCUGUCCUUGAACCUUUGGUUGUCUUUGUUUACGCCUAUAUUGCUUAUUUAACAGCCGAAAUGUUAGGUCUAUCGGGAAUAUUAGCAAUCACCGUCUGUGGUAUGAUGAUGAAACAGUAUAUCGAAUAUAAUAUAACAAAAAAAUCAAUGGCAACAAUUGAAUAUGUUUUGAAAAUGUCUAGUACAAUAAUGGAAACGAUCAUAUUCAUGUUUAUGGGUUUAACAACUGUGUCUGAAGAACAAUCGUGGAAUACGGGAUUUGUCAUUGUAACAGUUAUUGCCUGUUUACUCUUCAGAGCUAUUGGUGUUGCCUUUUUUGCAAAUGUUGCAAAUUUAUGGCGUCUGCUGGCGUUAACUCGUAUAGACAUGUUGAUAAUGAGCUACGGUGGCCUACGUGGUGCAUUGGCAUUUGCACUAGCUCUCGUUUUGGAUGAAAAUACCACGAAUCGAAAACGUGAAUUUAUUACAGCUGCUAUAGUUGUCGUCUUUUUCACCGUUUUUAUCCAGGGCACUACUCUUGGACGACUAGUCAAACUGUUAAAUGUUCGUCAAAAACAAAAUGAAGAACCAACUAUGAGUGCAACAUUAACGAAUCGACUGAUGGAUCAUGUCAUGACAUGUCUUGAAUCUGUCUCCGGCGUAACAGGAACGAAUUCUUUACGAGAUAAAUUUCAUAAAAUUGAUCACAAUUAUUUUAAAAAAUGGUUAUUACGUGAACAACCUCAAGAAAAAUUAGACAUUCGAUUAUGGCAAACAUUUCGAAAUAUUGAUUUGCAAAGUGCGAUUAAAAUGCAUGAUCAACCGAAUGCAAUUCGAAAAGCUGCCAAUGACGUACUAGUGCAAUCCGAUAAAAAUGCGCGAAAUCCAUCAAUUGUUGUUAUUCCACCAUCAUCAAUGAAUUUACCCAUUUCAAUUAGUCCGGAUGACAUUUAUAUUGAUAAUCCACCGACUGAGAAAAUGAAUGUGAAAGAUUUACUCAGUCAUCAUAUGCCAUAUGCGCGCAGAAGAGCUACGAUCCAUGCUAAGAGUCAAGAUGAAGCGGUUGACUCGCUAGUUAAUUUUCAAAAUCAGUUACGACAAUUGAAUCGGAUGCAGUCGCUUUCGCCACAUAGUAGUGAACCAGAAUCUUUAUCGAGUACACGACGUUCAUCUAAAGCAGAGGGCAACACAUCACCAAACCUGUUGUCAAACUGGAACAGUACGUCACGUAAAGAUUCAUCCCGUAGCGGACUAUUGGCUAAUGUACCUGAAGUAGACGAAAAACAAAAAAGUCAUCGUCAGUCUCAUACUCGUCCAUUGGAUGAUCAACAUGUUCGUUCACGGCCAUUAACGGAUAAUACAUUGCAGGUUCAGGAUUGGUCGCCAUCUCGUACAAGGUUUUGA
This is a messenger RNA of Didymodactylos carnosus, 2235 nucleotides long. The record is from the annotation of a GenBank genome assembly. NCBI's taxonomy places the organism in Eukaryota, Metazoa, Rotifera, Eurotatoria, Philodinida, Philodinidae.